CUUCCGCCCGAGCUCUACUACGCCAUCCUUAACCAUGUACCCUCCGACAACCUGCAGCAGACCAUCCUCUCCUUGUCCUGCGCACUACCCUCUUCACCUGUCCCCGUCCACCUCUUGUUCCAUUCCAUCCGACUCAGGUACCCCGACCAGGUCGUCCGACUCACCAGACGCCUCAAGAAAGGGCCGGAGGACGCUCUGCUCGUCAAGCAGUUCUCGCUCGAGACAUGGACGGUGGACGCAGAUGUCCUCAUCAAUCUCGUCAGGACCCUCCCGAACUUGACUUCCCUGAGUCUCUUUGUCGGCCCGAACUUUGCGCCCGAACACAUGGAAGACCUCUUUCACAGUCCCUGGGCGAAGCUGCGUUUCAUUGGCCUCCGGUUCAGACCAUAUGUGCAGAAAGCAACCUACUACCAGUUCAUGAAGGGCGCCUAUUUCGACAGCAUGCUGGACCACCUCAGCAAAUGGGACCCCGACUCCCUCCCCGUGCUCUCCGUCAUCCAAGACCCGCUCGACCCCGCCCUCUCCAAGAUGCAGCACUUUGCCCAGCCGCUCGUCUUCUUCCGGCUGGACCCCUUCACCUCCCUCGUGCGCGCGCCCGUCCUGCGCGCGCUCACGCACUUCCGCCUGCGCGUCCCCGCGCGCCAGGUCGCGCAGUACGUCUACGCCGCGCCGGGCGCGCUCGCGCGCGUCGAGCACGUCGACCUCUCCACGUGCAACGUCAGCGAGCGCGAGGUCGAGCUCGUCCUCGGGCGCUUCAGCCGGCUGCGGCAUCUGGUGCUGGACAACUGCAGUAUCCUCCGGGGCGAGUUUAACGAGGUUGCGUGGCGGGAGCUCGGGAAGGACUGUGCGCUCGCGGGGGUGAGGCGGGCGAGGGACCGCGAGAAGAAGCUGAAGGCGUGGCUGGAGGUGAAUCACUCGAGGGUGGUGGAGGAUUUGGGCGGCGACGCGCCUGUGCAGGUCGCGCGCAACCCUGGGCAUGCGCGGGCGCCGAAGAGGGGGAGGAAGGGUCUGGCGACUGCCACCAUCUCCUUACGCGAGCGCGACGAAGCGUCUGCCGCGGGGCCGUCGACCAUCCUCCCGGCGGAGGCAAAGGUCAAGGUGCCCAAGAUCCGCAUCCUGCCCCGCCCGCCGACGUUGCUCUCGCUCGCGACGACCGUGCGGCACGACGACAAGCACGACGUUAUCCGCGCCGAGUAUGAGCGCGGGUGGGCAGAGGGCGUCGCGCAGCUGGCGGCGACGACCGCGCGCCUGCGCACGUCGUUCGCGAAUCGCGUGCGCAUGAUGAAGUUUGCGGAGGACGCGGACGGGGUGCUGCGCGAGGAGGGGAUGGCAGGGCUCGAGGAUGUCGAGGUGGAGGAUUUCGAGAUGUCGGUGCAGGGGGAGGGGGUGAAGUGCCCUGUGCUGUGUCUUGCGGGGCCGGGCAGGGGCGGCGGGCAUGUGCCGGGGUGUGGGCACCAGGCUGGGUGGGAUGUGUGG
Molecule: messenger RNA, 1476 nt
Organism: Gloeophyllum trabeum ATCC 11539
Lineage: Eukaryota; Fungi; Basidiomycota; Agaricomycetes; Gloeophyllales; Gloeophyllaceae
Exons: 3
Source: RefSeq, a predicted model, not a curated record